ACUGGAUUGUUUUCGGUUCAAAACGCCAUAUAAAUUACAAGGUUGCUGUGCGUAAUUUAAUUAAGCGCGCUGCGUGCAAUCGCCAGCGAGCGAUAUACAUUGCGCUCGACCAGCAUGGCGUCGUCGACUGCGUGGCUCGAGUCGGCCGACUACGUCCGCAGGCUCUACGACCUCUACGAGGCAGACGUUGUUGAUACGCAGAUCAGCGAUCUGCCCGCAUCGCCGCCCACCGCCGUGACCACGCGCCUCGCUGCGAUACCGCUCGCCUGGUCGUCGCUGCCAUCGCUUGCCAAGCGCGCGCUGCUCUGGGAUGCCGGGUACGUUCGCAGUACUGCAGGCGCGACGGCCUACGUCCAAGUGCAAACGCGGUGCGCGAACACGACCGGGCGUAGCAUGGCGUCGAUCGCUGUGCGCCGGCCCCAGUUUGGUGGCGCCACCGUCGUCUGCGCAUCGAGCGCGAGGAAUGCAACGACGACGACCUACUUUCGCCAGGCGUCGUCGGGCGUCGUCGACUUGGAGUGGACAUGCGCGACGCAGGCGCCACUCGCGAACGGUGCCUCGAUCGCGUGGGCCCAAGACGACCUCGGGCCGCUCACGGUGCCGACGCCGCAAGUAUUUAUGGUCCACACCGACACGCAGACGCUGUUUGCGAUUCACACGUCGCCGUGGCCGAGCGCCUCGUACGGCAUGUGUCCCGCGCCCAAUCGACCGAGCGGCCUCGUCGUGCCGUGCGUGGGCCUCGAUGCUACGACCGCAAAAACCGGGCUCUGGUGCAACCCCGCGCCGUCGUCGCUCAUGGACGCGUGGCUCGCCAACCUGCACGACCCAACAGUGCCGGUGGUGCUUCCGACGACGCUCGCACCCGCCACCAUGCGUCCGACCGACACGAUCGUCGCGCCGCCGAUGCCAGUGUCCCAGCCCAAUGCGACCGGCGCCGUUGGCACAGCGGUCAUCGUGCUCGGUGCUGCCUUUGGCGUCACGGCCGUCGUCGUCGGUGUCUGCUUCAUCGCCUGGUUCCAACGCAAGCUCCAAGAAAUGAUCGAUGCAACGGAGAGCAACCUCCGCGUCGCGCCCGCCCCUCUCGACAACCUCGAAGCCGACGAUCGGCACUCGAGCAGUGGGCUCUACGGGCCACUGGUGACGCCCAAAGACGCCGACCGACUCCGGCACUAGUCGAUACAAUCCAAAGAUUAUUAGUUGCUGCUGC
Messenger RNA from Saprolegnia diclina VS20, 1207 nucleotides. RefSeq lists its product as hypothetical. The transcript has a single exon. The record is from RefSeq and is a predicted model, not a curated record. Lineage: Eukaryota; Oomycota; Saprolegniomycetes; Saprolegniales; Saprolegniaceae. The coding region runs from base 115 to 1173 and encodes 352 amino acids.